Hemibagrus wyckioides is the source of this 6387-nucleotide messenger RNA. It is a transcript of the gene dnmt3ba, whose product is annotated as DNA (cytosine-5-)-methyltransferase 3 beta, duplicate a. The record is from RefSeq and is a predicted model, not a curated record. Gene Ontology annotation, biological process: negative regulation of transcription by RNA polymerase II. Bases 137 to 4663 code for a protein of 1508 amino acids. Lineage: Eukaryota; Metazoa; Chordata; Actinopteri; Siluriformes; Bagridae. Gene Ontology annotation, cellular component: nucleus. The transcript has 26 exons. Gene Ontology annotation, molecular function: DNA binding; protein binding; DNA (cytosine-5-)-methyltransferase activity, acting on CpG substrates.
AAUAACAUCCAGCACAGUGAAUAGGUUGGGGGAUGUCCGGGGGUGAGAGCAGCAGCUAUGCAAUGCAUUGGGGAUUAGUUUCUAUAGUAGAGCCUAGUGGCCUUCGGGAGCAAGAGCAAGCAGAGGAAGCCAGAAAAUGGCAACAAUUAUAAACCCGGAACUAGAAGCGCUCCAGGACAAAUCUAGCCGCUAUGAAGUCCUGGCCUGGCUUAACAGGACCCUUCAAACUAAGUUUACUAAUAUGGAAGAGAUAAGCUCAGGGGCAUGUUUUUGCCAGCUGAUGGACUGGCUCUUUCCAGGGUCCAUGGACAUGAGCAAAGUGAAGUUUCAGUGUCAGGACAAGGCAGACUUUCUUCACAACUAUAAACUUUUGCAGACAGGAUUCAAAUUAAUGGGUGUCACAAAAACUAUCCCAAUGGAAGAGCUCAUAACAGGGAAAUUCAGGUCUAAUUUUACUUUUCUAAAGUGGUUCCGUAAGUUUUUCCAAGCUAACUUUACUGGACAGGUUUAUAACCCCCUUGAGGCACGUAAUGGACAAGAGAUUCCACAUGCACAACCCAAUCUUCAGUCUCCCCAGAGAUCAAAAUCAUCAACAAACCUCAAUACCUCUGGAGAAGGGAAGGAGGAUUCUGACUCAGAUGUGGAUGUCACUAAAAAAACGUCUAUUACUUAUGACCCCCAGUGGCAAGAAACCUUCAAAUGGAUCAAGCCCAGCACUCUGGGGGAUAUCUAUGCAUACUGUACAAUCUGUGACUUAAAUAUUACUGUGUUUAACUCAGGACUGCUUGAUUUAAAACACCACCAGCAGUGUAAAAAGCACAAAAUGCAAGAACUAAAGACAUUCAGAAAAGAAAACCAGGUCAAGAAUUUCACAUGUAGUGAACUCAUGAUGCGCUUUAUUCAAACCCACUGUUUGCCAUCUCACAUGAAGAUUUCCAAGCAUACCGCCAGGCAUGUUCUUGGAUUACAGUAUCCAAAAGACAUUUCUUCUGCUGCUAAGAAUGUCCCUUACUGUGUCUACCUAUACGGACAAGUGGCACUAGGUAAAGAGAGUGAGCAGGAGAACUACAACUGUGUCGUCCUUCUGGGGUUCUUUGACGAAAAGGCUGCAAAACAUCGCAUAAGGAUUCUUGAUAUUUUUCAGCGUGUAGACUCUGCUGACGCUAUUGUUGAGUCUUUGCAGGAUAUUAUGGAAAGAUUUGAGUUACCUGUGAGCAAUAUGGCAGCUUUCUAUGUUGAUGACCAAGAUGAGCUCUCUGGGAUGGUUUCCGUGAAACUGAAGAAACUCAAUCCAAAAGCUGUGGCUCUUGGUGGUCUUUAUAGAUUGGCAGACACAGCCUGCAAUGCGGGAGUAGAGGCUUUUUCUGAGGUUCAACAGCUUAUUGCUAAUGUUUAUGAACACUGUUCCACAUGUUGCACUAAAAAUGACAGUCUUAAGGGAUUGUUUGCUGGUGUUUGUGUGCGUAAUGGCUCUGUCCAUACUCUCUUCCAGAACAGCAAAAAUGUUUGUAUACUUAUAAACAAGUUGCUUGAAAUGUGGACAGACUUGAUCUCAUACUUCACUUCCUGCAGUGAGAAUGAUGACAAAGCUAAAUACAUCUGCUCUCAGUUGGAAGAUCCGAAACUCAGGAUUGCCUUUAUGUUCCUGGACCAUGCUUUUGGACCACUUAAAGCCUUUAAUGAUCGUCUGGAAAGGCGUGAAGGUUUUGCUCGUGCAGACCUUGUUCAGAUCCUGCGGGAGGCAAGUGGCCUACUUCGCUCCUAUGCAUCAGCAUUUCUCCACCCUCAGGCUGUGGUGCGUUUUCUAAAGGAACGAGACCCAGCAAUCCUUGAGAACACAAAGCUGCACCUCCCUAGCAAUGAACUGAGCUUUGGUGGGGACAGAGUGGAGAACUUUCUGGCUGAGAGGGAAGCAGAGAUGACUGACCUUUUAGAGGCAUUCCAGGAUGACUAUAUGACUUUCUAUAAGGCAAUUACAGCUUGCAUUGCUAAGGGGCUGCCUUUGAGUGAUGGUAUCCUGAGGAGUAUGUCUCACCUUCUAAGCCCAGAGGGACGGUUAAAGAUCACAAGCAAAAGUGUUGCAGAGCUUGGUGAAAAGUUUGGCCUCUUAGCCAACCCAGAGCUAUCUGCCCAGGUUAGAGAUGAAUUUUUAGAGUACCAGCUAUUUGAGGAAGGAAAUGGGGAAGACAGUGGCGAGAAUGGACAUUCCUUGGAGCAUCAUUGGAGUUCCGUCCUCAAGACCAUUGCACAAACAUCUGUCUUCAGGAAACUUGUCCUUAGUCUUUUAGCUUUGCCCUGUCCACCACUUGAAGCUGGGAAAGUCUUUGCUCAGGCAAUGGAGAAUGGGAACAUAAGCAAAUUAGCUGGCCAUGUGGCAGACAGUGACUCUGAUACCCUCAAAGAAGUGGAUUCCAUUAAUGACGAUUCAUCCUCAGAAACCUCCAGCACUAACAGAUCACCUGUCAGAACCGGGCAGAAAAAGAAGACAUCAGAGAUGAGUGACCUUUCAGUCUCAGUGAAGCCAUGCACGGUGCGACUGCAGAAGAUAACCAAUAAGACAGUGUUGAGAAUAAACAACGAUGAGGACCAAGUCUUUACUGAAGAUGAUGUAGUCUGGACCAAGGGGAACUCCAUUAGGGGGAUUUACGGUUGGGAAAGCAGUUUGCGACAGAAGCCGCAGGCACGUACUCUCUUUCAGGCUGGGUCAGGCACUUGGGCCAAACAACAGAGCCUACUAUUGGACAAGAAGGAAGAGGCGACCAAAAACAACAGUAGCCAAGCUGAAUCAAACAUCGCUAAACCGAGUCCCAAUCCUGGAAAGAGAGUUAAAAUGUAUCAGGAUGGAAGGGGUUUUAGUGUUGGAGAGCUGGUGUGGGGGAAGGUGAAGGGUUUCUCAUGGUGGCCUGGUCUUGUGGUUGCCUGGAAGACAAAGAAAUCUCCUGAAUCUAUGAGGCGUGUGGAAUGGUUUGGAGAUGGCAUGUUCUCAGAGAUUUAUACGGAGAGGCUUUUGCCUUUUGGAGCAUUUGCAAAGUGCUUCUGCAACAAUUCUUAUGCUAGUCUGCCCACUUACCACAAUGCCAUAUUCCAGGUUCUUGAGUUGGCAGGUGAGCGUUGUUCAAAGACCUUUGCAUCCUCAGGGAAUAAACAGGAAGAGAUAAAGACUAUGUUGGACUGGGCUUUUGGGGGCUUUCAACCCACAGGCCCUGAAGGAUUUGCACCAGACACUAAUGUUUCACCUGUCAACCAAAAGGGUAACACUUCAGACUCAUCUGUGUCUGAUUAUCAGCCUCCAGCCAAAAGAAAAUAUGUACACAAAGCCAGAACUUCCACAGCUCAGGAGUACACAAGAGAGCAAAUGGUCCAAGAAGUUUCAAAAAGAGGGAAAAACAUUGAAGAGUUCUGCCUCUCAUGUGGUUCUACAAACACUGAGAUUUUCCAUCCACUCUUUGAAGGGAGCCUUUGUUUAAAAUGCAAGGAGAAUUUUACAGAGACUUUAUUUAGAUAUGAUGAAGAUGGAUAUCAGUCUUACUGCACUAUCUGCUGUGCUGGACUGCAGGUCAUUCUUUGCGGCAAUGCCAGCUGCUGCAGGUGUUAUUGUAAGGACUGUCUUGAUGUGCUUGUUGGACAAGGAACAUUUGACAAAUUGACAAAUGUAGAUCCGUGGAGCUGCUACAUUUGCCUGCCCCCUAACAAAUAUGGUGUGCUGAAGCUUAGACCAGAUUGGAGUGUUCGUGUUCAGGAGUUCUUCGCCAAUAACAGUGCUUUUGAAUUUGAACCACACAGAGUUUACCCCUCAAUUCCUGCUCGCCAGCGCCGGCCUAUUAAGGUUUUAUCCCUCUUUGAUGGAAUUGCCACAGGCUACCUUGUUCUAAAAGAUCUAGGCUUUAAGGUGGAACGUUACAUUGCUUCUGAGAUCUGUGAGGACUCCAUUGCUGUAGGGAUGGUCAAGCAUGAAGGAAAGAUUGAAUAUGUCAAUGAUGUGCGCACCAUCACAAGGAAACAUCUGGCAGAAUGGGGACCGUUUGACCUUCUGAUUGGUGGCAGUCCCUGUAAUGAUCUGUCCAUGGUGAACCCAGCCAGAAAAGGCCUUUUUGAGGGCACAGGUCGACUGUUCUUUGAGUACUACCGUAUGCUAACUAUGAUGAGGCCCAAAGAAGAUGACGACCGCCCGUUCUUCUGGCUCUUUGAGAAUGUGGUGGCCAUGAGCGCACACGAUAAAGCUGACAUUUGUCGCUUUUUGGAGUGUAAUCCUAUCCUGAUUGAUGCUGUGAAAGUGAGUCCUGCCCACAGAGCUCGCUACUUCUGGGGAAAUCUACCUGGAAUGAACAGACCUGUGGCUACAUCACUUAGCGACAAAGUAGACCUGCAGGAUUGCCUGGAAGUCGGUCGGGUUGCUCAGUUUAAUAAAGUUCGCACCAUCACAACAAAAUCUAAUUCCAUUAAGCAAGGGAAAAUGGGGCCUCUUCCUGUUACCAUGAAUGGAAAGGAGGAUUACCUCUGGUGUACAGAGAUGGAAAGCAUAUUUGGCUUCCCUAAGCAUUACACUGAUGUCAAUAACAUGGGUCGAGGCCAGAGGCAGAAGGUUCUGGGACGUUCUUGGAGUGUUCCUGUGAUUCGUCACUUAUUUGCACCACUGAAGGAUUACUUUGCAUGCGAGUCUUAGUUAUCCUUUAACUACUAUCCUUUAACAACCUUGAUAUUCCAUAGAAAAGGAAAAGUAAUGUCGUGGAAUUUUCUACCUACAACCCUACAGUCUAUGUUUGUUAACAGUUUUUUUAACGAAAUAAUUUUUGGUGCUUUUAAUAAGUUUUUUUUGGUGCUUUGUGAACUUUGACCUCAUUGAAAAUCUGUUUUAUGGCACACUUUUACUAUUUUAAAGAUCAUUUUUUCAGCUUGUUCAGAAUGCACUUUUUGGUUCUAUUUUCUACAUCUUACGUACUGUUGAUUUAGUUUUGUUUAGACUGUCUUAAUGAAAUGUUGUGCUACAGAGAGCCACUGAAACCCCAGCCCCACUACCUCAGUUAUGAUAUGUGACUGGUGCAUUGUCUGGAGAAAUGCUGUUUACCUAUUUAUAUGUAAUGAAUGAGUUGGUCUUAUAGGCACUCAUUACUUAUUACAUCAACCUAUCUAAACUUUUCAUUAUCUUAUCUAAGCAUCAAAACAGUUCUUCCAACAGAUUUUUUUUUCUGUCUCAGUUUUUAUAUUAAUUUUACACUACAAUCACUGAUUCCCUUGACAAUUUUUGAUUAAAUUAUGUAAUAUUUUUAAUUAAUUAAUUAAUUAAUUAAUUAAUUGAAAUCAUGUCAUUUUUAUAGUACAAAUCCCAAAGCAGAUUUGAAUAUGAAUUGUGAAUAUGAAUUUGAAUAUAAAUAUGAAAAAUCUAACCAUAAAGUGAAUAAACCUCAGCCUUUUUAAGUUGACAGCUUUACCUUUUGAGCUUCUGAUGCCAGUAUACCAGUUUUAUUCAGGUUUAUGUAAUAUAAACAAGAGGAAAAGACAACGUACUGAAAUAACUUAAGUGCCUAUACAAGAGGACAGUUAAUAUUUUAGACAUGACUACUGUGAUUCUUGACUACCAAUAUCAGUGUAUUUUGAAUGCAGAAUCAAAUCACAUCAACAAUUUGUGCUCACAUUAAGGAAUGCCAAAAAAAACACAUUCUGUAGUUCCAACUGUCCAUUCAUCAGUGAGGUGCUAUAAGUGUAGGUAGGCAUAUUUACCCAGGACAGUUCGAGGUGCUAACAAUUGCAGCAUUUGCUUGGUGCGUGGUGCUUAUUCUGUGGAAGCUGUAGAUUUAGUAUUUAUUCUGUAUACAAAAUUAUGGUAAUUGGUUACUGUUUACUGACAUUUUUCCAUUAAAUCAGUUAGAGCAAUGCUUCAUAACAAACAGCUUGCUGUGUUCACAUCAGAAAUGUAAACUAAAUGAUAAAAUGCAUGUGUUGAUGCAAGAUGCAUGAGGUCUGACUAGCUGGCAAUUGUUAAUUCAUUCAUGUAAUGUGUGUGUUUAUGUUGCUUUUGGUAGCACGGUAAAUGUUAGCAUAUCAGGAGAAUCUACAUGAACUAAACUCUUUACACCAGCAGGUCUCGCAUCCAUGGAGAACACUUUAGAAAAAAAACGUUAUUAUUUUUAUUGACAAAUCAGUUGUUGCUCUUGUUUUUAAUUAGUUAGACUUUUUUUAUUUUCCUGUGAUUGAUUUUAGUGCUGAACUUUUCUCAUGAACCUUUUUACUGUGUGAGUGUUUGUUACCAACAACUAUAGGUAUAGCCUCUGGAAAUGUCUUGCAGAAAAGAUAGUCACAUCUUAUAAACAGGGCUAAGUUUACGUUUUUAUAAAAAAUAUUUCUACACUAAGCUUGAAUGACAUGAUGUAACUGGCAACUAAUAAAUUG